Bradysia coprophila is the source of this 729-nucleotide messenger RNA. RefSeq lists its product as uncharacterized. NCBI's taxonomy places the organism in Eukaryota, Metazoa, Arthropoda, Insecta, Diptera, Sciaridae. The record is from RefSeq and is a predicted model, not a curated record.
UUUUAUAUCAGAUUCUGUUGUUCCAAACAGUAUAGCUUUUUACAAUGAUUUCACUUAAUACACGACAUCUAUUGAUCAUUGUAUCUGUCCUGCUGAUUGGAAAUAGAGCUGUACAUUGCAGCGACAACUGUGCACUUUAUAAUUCACUCAAUUGGGAUAAUUACGAUAGUAACUUCAACGAAAUAAGUGGUUUUUACUCUGUAACAAAAAGUAACCAUCUGGAUGUAUUCGGUGUUUGUGAAGUUCAUGGACUCACUCAACAGCCGAAUGGUGACAUUGAAGAUCGCUUCGUUAAAUACGGAUCUGCAUGCUCAUCGGUAUACAAAAAUCGUAUUACCAAAACAUCGGCCGCAUUUCAAUUCGCAUUUUUCAAUGACGAUGCAAACUGCAUGCCUGCUGCACAGUACAGAGCAACUGACAAUAUGAAGAUGAAAGUUGCAGCGGGCGGUUCAUGUUUCUUCAAAUCAUUCUGUUUACCCGAUGGUACAUCCGUCGUCAAUCUAUUGUGUAAAAAGUUAAGCGCGUUGGAGUUGGUGGCCGUAUUAUUGUCGUCGGUAAUACAGUUAGUGUUAAAUUUACUCACUAGUACAGGCAAUGCAUUAUCUGAUGUUCCCACAAGUUGUUACAAUGAAAUUAUUGGCGACCCAAGCUCACGUGCACUAUUGUUACCUUAAUUGAUUCAUUUUAAUAAAAAAAAUUGUCACAGUAAGGCAGAUAAAUACAGAAUUU